Rhagoletis zephyria (snowberry fruit fly) is the source of this 1978-nucleotide messenger RNA. The record is from RefSeq and is a predicted model, not a curated record. NCBI's taxonomy places the organism in Eukaryota, Metazoa, Arthropoda, Insecta, Diptera, Tephritidae.
AUGCCGGCCAUGGUCGGUGGGCCACUAUCAUACUCAUCAGGCGGAGGAUCGCCAGGAAUUGGCAGUGGAAAUGGCAGUGGCGGCGGAAACCUUUCUCCAGUUCACCACCACCACCACCACCACCCGGAAAACGCCACCGCCGUCGUCCAGCCCUCGCCCAGCCACUCGACGGGCGCCAACUCGGUCGCUUCCUCCUCGGCCGCCUGGAGCGACGCCUUCAGCGCCUCCUACUCGGACACGGACAACAGCCGCGAUGUGAUCAUCCGCGUGCGCACUGAGGAGCGCGAGGCGGAGUACACCCGCUACGAGCGGUACCGCAUCUUCGUGGGCACCUGGAACGUCAACGGCCAGCAGACCAAUGAGGAGGCGGCGAUGAGGGAGGCCUUCCUCGGCGUGGACCGCCAACAGCCGCCCGACUUCUACGCCAUCGGCUUCCAGGAGCUGGACCUCAGCCGCGAGGCGUACCUCUUCGACAACUACCAGCGGGAGCAGUACUGGCUGAAGCUAGUCACGAGGAGUCUCCACCCGAAGGCCUCCUAUGAGAUGGUCAAGUCCGAUCGGUUGAUUGGCAUGAUGCUGGUCAUCUUUGCCCGCAAGGAGCUGGUGCCCUUCAUCAACAACAUCGAGGCGUCUCACGUGGGCACGGGCAUUCUCGGCAAAAUGGGCAACAAGGGCGGCGUGGCGAUUCGCUUUGAUCUGCACGAAACUAGCCUCUGCUUUGUCAACUGCCACCUGGCCGCCCAUGUGGAGCAGUUUGAGCGGCGUAACCAGGACUUUAAGGAGAUUCGCAAUCGGCUGCUCUUUCCGCAGCCCUUCAAAGCGCCGCGGCGCAUUGAGGAUCACAAUCAAAUCUACUGGUUCGGCGACCUGAACUACCGCGUGAUGUACCUGAGCACCGAGCAGAUCAAGGGAAUGCUGGAUCGCGGCCAGUACGAGGUGAUCCUCGAGAACGAUCAGCUGAAGAAGCAGAAGGACCUGCGGAACGUCUUUGAGGGCUACCUCGAGGGGGCGAUUCACUUUCCGCCCUCGUACAAGUACAACCCCGGCACCGACGAGUGGGACUCGAGUGAGAAGCGCCGCCCGCCGGCCUGGUGCGACCGCGUCCUCUGGCGGGCCUCGCCGGACAUUGUCCAGCUGGCCUACCGGUCGCAUCCGCAGCUGAAGGCCUCCGACCACAAGCCGGUCUCCUCGCUCUUCCUCAGCUCAUUCCGCAUCACCGACCAGGCGGCGAAGCGGAAGGUCUACGAAGAUGUGAUGAAGCGGCUGGACAAGGAGGAGAAUGACUACCUGCCGGCGGUGGAGAUCGNCCCGCGCUUCAUCACCAAACCCAACGAAACGAGCUACUGCAAGGACUGGCUACGCAUCACGCCCUCCUCGGCCAGCAUAGCUCGCAAUGAGACGGUGGAGAUCCGCUUUGAGCUCUCCUUUGAGGUGCCCGCCACCUACACCCGCCUCAACUACGGCCUGGAGAGGCUCUCCGACACGCUGGUCCUCCGGCUGCUGGGCGGCAAGGACAUCUUCAUCACCGUCACCGGCGACUACCGACCUUCGGCCUUCGGUUGCCUCCUCGAGACGCUCAUCAGCCUGCACGACCGCCCAAUGGCCGACGUGGACAGUCCCAAGGAGUUGGCCAAGCUAGGUGGUGGUGGAGAGCCGUGGGACGAGGCGGUGAGGAGGGCGUUGGAUCCGCUCAGGUCGGCGAAGCAGCAACAGCAGGGAAACAAGUCGGCAGACUUUGGUAUUGAGCCCAGUAGUUCUGCUUCUGUUGCUGUCACUGCCACCACCGUUCCAGUGGAUCUGCUCAUUGACCUUUCCUUUGAUGAUCCGCCCAUCAAGAAGACGCCCUCGCAGCAGUUGCUGGAGUUGGUAAUCGCCGACCUGCCCGACUCUCACCGACGCGUCUUUGAGUACCUGAUACUCUUCCUCAAGGAGCUGCUCUCCUACUCGGCGAUGAACAAGCUGAACGCCACUGUCGUCG